AUGGCUCAACUACACGAAAACAUCUACCAAUCCCCUUACGAUGUUGCCAAAAACCUGACAGAAGCUGAGGUCACUGCCAUGGUCGAGCAGCAGCCGAUGGGCGACGACCGGGGCUGGCGUGUCACCGGGUUUGCGUAUCCUACCGAUAACCCGAUUGUCUACAUCAAAUAUGGACAUAAUAGAAGUUCUUUGAGAGACUCGGAGGCACGAACUCAUCAAUUUGCGUACGAUUCCCUGCAAAGGCUGCCACAGCAAGAACGACAAGGGGUCUGCAUCCCAGAGAUCUAUCGCAUCAUGCAGGCAGGCAAUUGGACUUACAUCGUCAUGGAAUAUAUCCGCGGUAGGACCCUGGCCAAACUUAUGGAGGAUCGGGAAACCUUCAAAGAGACGUAUCAGUACUAUUACGAUAGCAUUGAACGAGCCCUGAAACUGCUCCUAUCCUUCCCUGUUCCAAAGGACGCCGCACCGGGACCUUACGGAGGUGGCAUUAUCCAGCACCCGCUAUUCAAGGAUUAUCGAGCCGCGAUCCAGUACGACUCAGUCGAUAUGCUAGAACAGCAUUUGAACAAGGUUUCAACCGUUGUUAGCAAGGAUGCGCUUACCGUGUCGCUCGAGAGAGACCUCCACUUUGUCUUUGCGGACCUUUAUGAGGGUAAUUUCAUGUUCACUGAUAACGGGGACGUAUACGUUAUCGAUUUCGAACAAGCUGGCUUCUUACCUCUAAGUUUUAUGACAUAUGCAAUGGUUCAAAUGCGUGCAGUCGCCGGCAUGCUUCACGACAAGCUUGACUUGCCUCAAGAGAAUAUCCCAGCCAUGAGGCACAUAUGCUCUUUGUUUGUGAUGAGUUGGACUAAAAUUGGUUUGCCAGUGUGA
This is a messenger RNA of Ilyonectria robusta, 873 nucleotides long. RefSeq names its product kinase-like domain-containing protein. The transcript is spliced from 3 exons. The record is from RefSeq and is a predicted model, not a curated record. The coding region runs from base 1 to 873 and encodes 290 amino acids. Lineage: Eukaryota; Fungi; Ascomycota; Sordariomycetes; Hypocreales; Nectriaceae.